This is a messenger RNA of Acanthoscelides obtectus, 3857 nucleotides long. The record is from the annotation of a GenBank genome assembly. Lineage: Eukaryota; Metazoa; Arthropoda; Insecta; Coleoptera; Chrysomelidae.
CUUCGUAUUAGAAGCGUGUAUAUAGUUAGGAAUCCACUGUAAACCGAUUUGCGCUUAACUCCCGGUUUUAUCUGCGCUAAGUACCCGGGCUUAACUCGCUGCUGCUGCCUCCGAGUAUUGUGACGCCGAUGACGCUGUGCCGCCGACGACGCCACGCGUCACGCUUUUCAUGUUUGACUAAGUGAACAAAUAGAUAUGGAGUGAUAUAGAUAUAUUGACUUUUUGGUGCGAAUCGCGGUCUUCCGACGGACCUACUGCCUUCCACGGCCGCCAUUGUUUGUGUUUGUGUUGCAGACCUUCCAGUCCAUGUGGCCGAACAGUCUCACUGCUGGAUGCAGCCCAGAUGGCGACCUUUCUUUUCCUGGCUUUGGAAGCGGUUGCGGUGGAAGUACUUCAGGUAUGGCCUACUUGAAGUCAACACCAUAUCCGGUACCAGGUUUAGGUCUACAUGGACUGCCUGUUGACUCACUGCACACGUCCAUGGGUGGUUAUCCAGGAGGAAAUCAAAGGAAACAAAGGAGAGAAAGGACAACCUUCACAAGAGCACAACUUGAUGUACUGGAAUCACUAUUUGGAAAAACAAGAUAUCCAGAUAUAUUUAUGAGAGAAGAAGUAGCGCUAAAGAUUAAUCUUCCGGAGUCCAGAGUGCAGGUAGUAUGGUUCAAAAACAGGAGAGCGAAGUGUAGACAGCAACAAAAGCAGCACACACAGCAGCAAAACACGAAAACCACAAAGUUGAAAAGCAAAACCUCCGACAUCGGCGGUAGCAGCACUCCUGCCGUUACGAAAGCAUCCUCUUCCACCCCAGUUUCUGUGUCGAGCAAUAAUAAUACCAGCACCAGUUCAACAACGAGCUCGCCUACGCUUCACCCAACAUCACAGCUUCGAGACAGUCCUAAUCCCAACUACGUGAAGUCGCAACUACUUUCGACUUGUGGAAGUUCAGGUUCACCAACAGUGGUGACAUCUACGUAUACAAAUUCCACGAACUCAUCUAGCAUUUGGUCACCUGCGUCUAUCGACUCCUUUGCUUUAGAUCAGCAUAGGUGGUGCUCAUCUGGCCAAACAACGGUUCUCAGCACCACAAACUCCGCGCCAGGUUACACCAACUAUCCAUAUUACACAAACAUGGACUACCUUACCACCACUUCUAUGAACCAUUCUCAGCUUGGGGAUAACAGUCUGGAACCCACGUGGUCGAAAACGAGGGAUGAGUCGUGGUUAUACAAUGGUAGCUGGGACAGAAAAUGAAACAAUAUAAAAAUUCGGAAGGAGAAACAUUUUUCUGAAUAGCAAUUUCUAUGAAUACAGUAAUGACUUCAAGAUCUCAAUGAAUGUUAAUCAAUGUAAAAGUGGGCAUAUGUAUGAGCAUGUAUUAUUGCAUAGAGACAAUUUCCAAAAGUUGUCAAUGUACAGGCUGAUUCUCUUAUUUACCUGUUUCGUUGCUAAAUAAGAAAGAAACUUUACAACCAAAUACACAAAAAAAAGCGUUCAGUCUAACACACAGUAUUUUUGGUACCACUUGAAUAACCGAACGUACUUAAGAAUCAGAGGAUUAUUUUCUGUAAAAAAUUUACCUGUUGGCCUAUGAAUCACUAAUAAAUCGUAAAUCAGGUAUUUUGAUAAGAAACGUUGGGUCCAUUAACCUAUUACCAGAGACACCUAAACAUUCAUCUCUCUAGAUACAUUAUCAUUAUAAAAGUUAAACUUAUAGUGAGCUUCCAAAAUUGUUGCUGAAGGAUGUAUUAAGAUUAGAUAGAUGACAUUCUUCGAACCAUAUUUUAUUAAUGAAAUGUUUAUUUUUCUCUGGGUGACAAUGGUUGCAACUUACUAUGGGUAAAUGCAGUCAGACAGAUAGAAUAUUGAUACUUGAGCUUCAUAGUCAUACAUAAUCUCGAAUAGAACUUCUUUGACCUAUGCCCCUUCAAUGUCAUUCAAGUAACUUCAACAGAUAUGAACAACAGGAAAAUAUGAAUGUCAUUACAAAUAUUGGGAAAUAGUUUGGCCAUGACAUCAUAUUAAGAUUCAAAAUGUUUCUUUUUGUGUAUGUCGUUGUCCAAGUAAGAUUACCAAAAAUAAUUGUCUUUGUAUGUGCAAUGUCGGGAAUUCAUAUCAUAUUGGUAUACUUUCUUGUAAAUAUACAUCUGUAGGGAUAAGUAAAUGAUUCUAGUUGUUAGUGUAAGAAAUACAGACAAUGAUCAAAAUAGAACACAAUGUUUUAAUUUAAGACAGUCAAGACGAUUAUUUUUAGUGCAGUAUAUCAUACGUCACAAAAAACAUUCCAAAAAUUUUGAACUCACAAUGAAGUGACCGAAUUCAUAACUAAUUUGAAUUUACUACAAUAUUCGAUUUUAAUUCAUGAUAGCAAGGUGUAGUAUAACUUUCAGUUUACUUUGUAUGUAGAUUAAUGGGUAUACGAAAACCGUAUUCGCUACUAAAUAGAUCUUUAAAAAAUAUUUGAUGUAUUUCAUAUUGUCUUGUUAACGUUUAUGUUUUAUGCUUAUAUCUGAAAAUUCCGAUUCAAUAUACAAGGUGCGUCAUCUAUUACUUUUUUUUUCUAUUUGAAAAAUCAACACGCUUUUUACGAGGUGAAAUCAAAUAUUUUUAUUGAUAAAUGAAGGUUGAUUUAUGCCAUAUAUGUAUGAAAAGUAACAUCAGUCAUGUGACCACUGCGGCUUCAUUUACAGGCCAACAUCCGAACAUCGAAAUGUUCAAUGACUUUUCCGUUCAAUGGCUUUUCCCAGAAUAAUCGGGUCUAUGGCCGCAAUUUUAGUCCGAUUAUUGCGCUUUAGGUCUUGAAUUGUCCAGGGACCAUUCACAUACACUUUUCCUUUCAAAAAUCCCCAAAGAAAACAGUCAAGAGGGGGCCAACUGACAUCUGAAUUUUGUGAAAUUAUGCGGUAUUGAAAUUUCGUGUGCAAUAAGGCGAUUGUUUGGCGAGAUGUGUGAGCCGUUGCUCCGUCUUGAUGAAACCAAAGACCGUCUGCACCAAUACGAUCCAAUUGUGGCCACAAAAAGUCUGUUGCAUGCCGCGAUCACGUUCCCCGUUGACGGUAAUGGCCUUUUCUUCGGUAUCUUCAAAGAAGAAUGGUCCAGCGAUGCCACCAGCCCAUAAUCCGCACCAGUCACUUUUUCAGGAUGGAGAGGUUGUUCAUGAUAUUGGUGUGGAUUUUCAGCCCCCCAGAAUCUGCAAUUUUGCUUAUUUAUGUACCCAUUGAGGUGAAAAUGAGCCUCAUCAGAAAAGAGCACUUUGGCCGAAAAUCCGUUUUCUCUUUCCAGCAUCCAAUUAACAAAAACACGCCGCUGUUGAUGGUCUGCCGGCUUCAAUUCUUGUGUUAGUUCGAUUUUGUAUGCAUGAAGGUGUAAAUCAAUGUGUAAAAUCCGGCGUAAAGUGGUCUCACUAAUUCCCAAUUGGUGCCUAGUUGAGGUGGUUGGAUCUUCUCGCACACUUUCACUCACUGCGGCUAUGUUUUCACGAAGUACGAGCUGGACGAGCAUGUUGGUAUGGUCUACGACCUUCAACUGAACCAGUAAAAAGUAACAGAUGGUGCACCCAGUACAACUAGUCAUUUUCUAUGUGCCAAUCACCUGAAGAAUCAUCGAAAUGUAUGCAAUAGUUGAAAGAACUGUACAUAUCCUAUUUAACGAUAAUGUAAAAGUAUUGUAAAUUGUUAAUCACCAAAUUGUAGAUGAAUAAGAUUAAGGCCUAAAUUUGAACGAGCAACGUUUAAAAAAAGGCAACGAUGUGGUAUAAUCAUAGGAAAAAACUUGUAUUUUCUUUCAAAAAUAAUAACAGUAAUAAACGACUGUACAGGAAGCUAUUGUUAAGGUUUUACAUAAUAUAAUAGAUAUUCGAC